Messenger RNA from Penicillium brasilianum, 2585 nucleotides. Lineage: Eukaryota; Fungi; Ascomycota; Eurotiomycetes; Eurotiales; Aspergillaceae. The record is from the annotation of a GenBank genome assembly.
UGAACGUACAAAUUGAGUUUCUACUUUAAUGACAUAGAAUAAGUUGUCUGAAUCGACCUGACGGCUAAAUCGAUCGGUAAAUGACCGACGGGGACUAUACCGCUAGGGCUGCGAAAACAAAACUGCUAGAUAAUAGGGGACGGUUGGGAGGCUCGGGAAUACCGAGUGACCAUCUACCUCCACGACCUAAAAUAUUGCUUAUCGUCUUGCGGGCUGUCGCUUAAUCAGUCCACCCGAAUUGUGCGGCGCUCGUAAAUAAUUCGCGAUCUCGUCGCCGGUGGUGUUAAACCGUAUAUCGGUGUGUACCUAGCACCAUGAACCAUGCAAUCUUGAUCAUCCACGACAAUACGGGCGGAUAACUGUCGGCGUCUCGCCAACCGCGAGGGAACGGCUGAGCCUGGCCAGUGUACACACUAGCGCGCAUUCCAUCCAUACUCAUGCACCGAUGCCCUUGGGUUCAACAGCUCAAUGAAAAAUUGCAUACACACGGCAUGCAAUGAAGUCUACGGGUCUUGAGCUUGAUCCUUCUAGUGCAGCUCGGGGUUACUCGUCACGGGGACGCUAUAGUAGCUAAUACCUCUGAACCUAUCGUUUUUCGAAGGAUAUGUACACCCUAGUCUCGAUACGUGGCUGAGCCGCACUGAAAUGCCCCCGUCCUCCUAACCAACCAUUUAAGCGCCUUACCUACCAAUAUAUAAUGGACAUAGCUUGAGAGGACAGCAAAGCAACAGCCACACUAUAGCCUCAUUCCUGAAUGUCAUGGCAGGCUCAGUGGCCCUGGGGGUACAUAAAAUGGGUCAUCCCCCGCCGCUGCUUCGAACUGCCGGAUUCCAUCAUCUGUCUUUCAAAGCUCUUGGACUGACCUUUACGGUCCUAUAAGCGUGUUCUCAACCUUCAUACGCCGUCUUUUUGUCAAACAUCACCAACCCUGUCCAUUCCCGCUGACGACCUAAUCCGCCCUCGCUCGCUAAACUCUCAAGAAGGGCAUCUACAACCUUUGUCCAUUUGUUUAUUAUCAACAUGGUCGAUGCAUACCGUUUUCCGGUAGCAGAUCUUCAAAUUCUGGCGCAGGAGUGGUUUCCCUCCCUCUCCCCUGACGAAGCUUACAUUGCACUUCACCACGAACUGCUCAUAAAGUAUCCUACCGAAGUGGCGAAAACCGUUGGCAUGGACGGUUUAGAGCUGCUGUAUCUCGCCGUAGCGAAGCGCGAUAUUCUUAGCCUGAUCCGCGUUGGUCGUCUUAGUAUGAAGCUAGCACAUCGCUUCAAGGACGUCCUUGAAUCUCCCCCGGCCAACGCCCAGCCUCUACUCAACGCUCUCGCCCCAAAUCUCGGUCCUGUCUUGCCUCAGUCCAGCGCAGGGACACUCAAGGACUUAUCCUUAGUUUCUCCUGGUCCUUCAAACUCGGCUGCUGUUGGCUCCGAGACAGUGGCGCCCAGCCUCAAGGGUGAUAAUGUGAAGAAUGGUCCGGUGGCGAUGACGGAUAGCUCUGUAGCGCAAGCCAAGAGCAGCACCGUGCCUGAACCAUCAUCCCUUAGUCGCAUCGACUAUCUCGAAUGCUGGAACGCUUCACUUAAAAUAAUCCAGGUCGCCCAAGCCCAGCAGGCAAUCGAAGCAUUGAACGUUAUCGCCGGUCAUCUCGCAGAUAGUAACUGCAUCGCUGAAUGUGGUGCCGGUGGCCCUAACGGGUUCGCCCAACCUGUCUACGACUUUAUCAAAAUGAAGAUCAAUCAAACUGACGUGAAAGACCGAGAGAAUCAUCUUUUCUUCGUGUACCACAAUUCCACGGACUGGCAUCCGGCGUUUGACCGAUUGACCACAGCGCACCCGCUCCCACCAGAGUUUGUGAAUAAACUUGGCAAUAACCUCGACCACAUUUGUUUGUUCAUGCGUGAAGUCAGACAGAAGUUAAUGGACAAAGACCAAGAGAGGGCGAAGGCUAUUGUUUUCCAUCUGCUUAUUCCCUCGUGUUCGGAAUUACAGAUCAAGGAGCCGCUGCAUUUCCCCGAGGACCUCUACCCUCUCCAGGUUGAGGGUAUGACGUACAAGGGCGCUGCCCAGGUCAAGCUGAACCUACCAGCAGCCCCUGCUACUCUUUUACAUGACGUUGCGAAUAUUCUAGACCCGAACCACUGGAACGCAAUAGCACAAGGAACUAGCGUCGCCGUAGGAGCGCCAGUAUGUCUCUGGGGCAUUCCUGGCGGUCUUACCGCUUUGGGUUUUGGGUUAGGCCUCUUUACAGGACCGGUUGCGCUCAUUGCUUUCUCGAUAGUGAGUCUCCCAUCGGGAGGCUAUAUGUUUGCAAAGUCAGUUGGACCAUCCAUCUAUGACACCAUAUGUGAGGAGGCGCCGAGGAUCUUAGGGUCCAAGGAGCUGUUGCUUUCGGCAAGAAGUCGGUUAUAGAGAGGAUGGAAAAGGAAGAUAGUGUGAUCAUGUUGACUUAGGUUGCCAGAUACCAGAUUUUAUGCGCCAUACAUGUUUGUUCUAGCACAUUAGAUAGAGGAUGAUUGUUCUAAGUCUUUGUUUCUUAAAAGCGUCAUCCCGCUUUCUUGUUGAUAAUUAUACACCAGAAACUUUAUUUCGCG